CACGGCACCGCGGGCCGCGUGCAGAGCAGCGUCGCGGGGCGCAAAAUGUUUACCUCCGCCAGUCCGCGUGCAUUCCUUGCCGGACGGCCAUGCUUCCGAGUCCGACCGGUACCGCUGGUCCUCCCGCCGGCGGCUCGGUUCGGCUCGGUGGCUCGGUCCGGCCGCGGUAGGCCCGAGGCCCGUGGCCACAUGGCGUCGGCGAGCAGAAGGUGGGACUAGUCCGCGGUGGUCGGUGGAGGUUCAGCUGAACAGCUCCUGCAUGUGGAGCAGCGGGGAGGUGAUGCUCCGCUGCAGGAGUCAUGAUGGCGGAUUGGCGGGAGUGGAGUCGGGCCUUGGCCCUCAUGUGGCUGCUCACGGUGUGCUGGCGGUCCCCGGCCGCAGCCAGCGGCCCGUGCGGCCCCGCGACGCCGGGAGCGGAGAGCCCCGGAGCGGAGUCAGCCAUAGUGGACCUGCCGAAGGCCCAGCACAGCCAGCGGCAGCACCUGGAGGCGCUCUUUCAUCGGUACGGGGAAAAUGGCACCCUUUCCCUGACAGGCCUAAAGCGUCUGUUGGAAAGUAUGGGUCUCGACCACAUCAGGAAUGUGACUGUACAACAUCAUGGGGAAGAAGACAUGGACCACGCCCACCAUGAUCAUCACCAUGACAAUAGCACACACCGCCAAAAGCGUGCAGUCUCAGUGCCUAGAACAUUAUUGGAGACAUCUAAGGAGCAAGAUGCCACCCUAAAGAGAUUGGAAAUGUUGACCAGCCACGACAACCUCAACAAAAAUCAACCCACCGAAACAGAUUCCUACCCACUGGCAAUGGAUACCAUUAGACGCAGACGAAGGGGUGUGAACAAAGACGUGUCGCAAGGCAGUAAGACGGACGCCAACACCUCCGAGAUUCCAACCCGAACUCCUGUGGUUGGCAAGGAGGGUUCCCACAAUGACAGCCAUGGAAAUGACUACGACAGCCACGGACACAGCCAUGACGACGGACAUGGACACAGCCAUGACGGCGGACACGGACACAGCCACGACGACGGACACGGACACAGCCAUGAUGGACAUGGACACAGCCACGACGACGGACACGGACACAGCCACGACGACGGACACGGACACAGCCACGACGACGGUCACGGACACAGCCACGACGGCGGACACGGACACAGCCACGACGACGGACACGGACACAGCCACGACGACGGACACGGACACAGCCACGACGACGGACACGGACACAGCCACGACGACGGACACGGACACAGCCACGACGGCGGACACGGACACAGCCAUGACGACGGACACGGACACAGCCACGACGACGGACAUGGACACAGCCACGACGGACACGGACACAGCCAUGACGACGGACAUGGACACAGCCACGACGGCGGACACGGACACAGCCACGACGACGGUCACGGACACAGCCACGACGACGGUCACGGACACAGCCACGACGACGGUCACGGACACAGCCACGACGACGGUCACGGACACGACGACGGUCACGGACACAGCCACGACGACGGACACGGACACAGCCACGACGACGGUCACGGACACAGCCACGACGACGGACACGGACACAGCCACGACGACGGACACGGACACAGCCACGACGACGGACACGGACACAGCCAUGAUGACGGACACGGACACAGCCACGACGGCGGACACGGACACAGCCACGAUGGACAUGGACACAGUCAUGAUGACGGACAUGGACACAGCCACGACGGCGGACACGGACACAGUCACGACGACGGACACGGACACAGUCACGACGGCGGACAUGGACACAGCCAUGAAGGUGGACACGGACACAGCCAUGACCAAGGACACGGACACAGCCAUGACGACGGACACGGACACAGCCAUGACGACGGACACGGACACAGCCAUGACCAAGGACACGGACACAGCCAUGACCAAGGACACGGACACAGCCAUGACCAAGGACACGGACACAGCCACGACCAAGGACACGGACACAGCCAUGACGACGGACACGGACACAGCCAUGACCAAGGACACGGACACAGCCACGACCAAGGACACGGACACAGCCAUGACGACGGACACGGACACAGCCAUGACCAAGGACACGGACACAGCCAUGACGACGGACACGGACACAGCCAUGACCACGGACAUGGACACAGCCAUGACCAAGGGCACGGACACAGCCAUGACGACGGACAUGGACACAGCCAUGACCAUGGACACGGACACAGCCAUGACGACGGUCACGGACACAGCCACGACGGCGGACAUGGACACAGCCAUGACGACGGACAUGGACACAGCCAUGACGGCGGACACGGACACAGCCAUGACCAAGGACACGGACACAGCCAUGACGGCGGACACGGACAUAGCCAUGACGGCGGACACGGACACAGCCAUGACGGCGGACACGGACACAGCCAUGACGACGUGCAGGAGAGUGAGGAAUGUCUCGGGGCUUCUGCCAUCCUGUCCUCUCACGGGAUGUCGGAGGAUGCUGUCCUGACUGUCGGGGACUUCAGCUACAUCUGUCCCGCUCUGCUCCGCCAGAUGGACUCCAGGUCCUGUGUCCAGCAUGGAGGGAAAGGCUUGUCCCAUGAUAACCACGGACACAGUCACGGAGACGGGCACGGACACAGUCACGGAGACGGACACAGUGGACACAGUCACGGCAGCGAUUCUGAAGCGUCCAGAUCUAGAAGCGCCACCGUAGCUUGGGUUGGCGGCUUCAUUGCGGUCACGGUUAUCAGCCUGCCCUCUUUGAUGGGCAUCAUCAUCAUCCCCCUGAUGAAUAAGACUUUCUUCAAGUUCCUCAUCAGUUUCCUGGUGGCUCUGGCCGUGGGCUCACUCAGCGGAGACGCCUUCCUGCACCUCAUUCCCCACUCUCAAGGAGGCCAUUCCCAUUCUCAUUCCCAUUCCCAUUCCCAUGCCCAUUCUCAUCACCAUGAUGAGUCGGAGGAGCUGCGUGGGAUCUGGUUGGGGCUUACAGCUCUGGCUGGAGUCUACUUCAUGUUUCUGACAGAGCACUUCAUCACCCUGGGCAAAAUGUACAAGGAUAAAAGACAGAGGAGCCACAGUAAAGGAGAUCUGGACAAUCAGCUGGCACUGGAGAACAACACCAAACCAGUCAAGGAUGUUGAGAACAAGGGCACUUCUGGUGACCACGUUAGCGACGGGAACAUGGCAGAAGAGGAGCAGGUGAUGCUGGCCCCGAUCGUCGCCGUGGUGACCCCACAGGAGGCUGAAGAAGGCACCUUCACAGGCGAUGAAUGCGAGAACAAGUGUCACUCACACUUCCAUGACACGGUGGCCAAGGCCGACCCCAAGCACCACCAUCACCAUGACUACCACCACAUCCUGCACCAUCACCACUCCCAGAACCACCACCCCCACGCACACCCCCACUCCCAUUCCCACUCCCACACUGAGCAGGACCUCAAGGGGGCCGGCAUCGCCACCCUGGCCUGGAUGGUCAUCAUGGGAGAUGGCCUACAUAACUUCAGUGACGGCCUGGCCAUUGGGGCCGCCUUCACUGAGAGUCUGUCCAGUGGUCUCAGCACCUCCUUGGCUGUCUUCUGCCAUGAGCUCCCACAUGAACUUGGUGACUUUGCGGUGCUACUGAAGGCAGGCAUGACGGUGCGCCAGGCAGUCAUCUACAACCUGCUGUCAUCCUUAACGGCCUAUCUGGGCCUGAUCACUGGUAUCCUCAUCGGCCAGUACGCUGACGACAUUGCAACAUGGAUAUUCGCUCUCACGGCUGGUCUCUUCCUGUAUGUGGCGCUGGUGGACAUGGUGCCAGAGAUGCUGCACAAUAAUGAAGGAAACCACGGUUCCAGUCACUGGGGCUUCUUCCUGCUGCAGAACGCCGGCAUGCUGUUGGGCUUCGGCAUCAUGCUGCUCAUCGCCAUUUAUGAACACAGCAUCCAUCUGGACCUGGGUUACUGAAGAUGGGUGUAGUCCUGCUCCUCCCGUGCAUUCCAGUGCUGCAGUUAAAUUAUGUGUGUGGAUUUUUAUUAUGUUGUGUGUUCUUUCUGCUUGUGUCGGCUUCUACUGUCCUGAAACUCAAAUGGGUCCUCCUCUGCGCUGGUGGGCUGAGAUCUUCCCCGGACCAGAACAUGAAUGUGUGGUGAUGUGACUGAUGAGGGAGGCAGGGACGCAUGUUAUGGAUGUCCUGAUGAAGAGCUGCUUACCUGACAUGGCUUUGGUCUGGUGGUCAGAUGUGGGCUUGCAUACAGACUCCUUUAGGGCGGCUAAUGUGCUUGGGCCGGUUAAAGGUUGGCCCGGCGGCUGAUUCUGAGCCGCACCAGAGCUCGUCUUGCGUCAUGUUGAUUUAUUUGGAGCCUUUUUGUUGUCCAGCUUUGUCUGUUACAAGACAUCAGACCAUGAAGGUCUUUCUUUAGUUCCUGCUUUGUGUUGGGCUUGUAUACUGUAGUCCGUGGUCAUGAUCUCCACAUGGUGCCUUACAUUCAGACUCUUAUGUGGAGUCCAGGUUCUGCCUUGGGGCAGUGUGCCACCGAAGGACAAACGGCAGCCGUAACAUGUUGUUGGUUUGUCUUCUUUAACGACCAGUGUGUGUCCUUCGUCGUCGGCUCGUCUGUUACAUCAUGUUUCCUUACAGACAACAGACCGAGCUUCUCUUGACCCUCUGACCUUCUGUCCUCACUUGUCACCGAGAGCCUGAGGCCACCGCGGCACGCUGGCUGAUCCAAGCCCGGCGUUUUCUAAUGGGACACACCUGACAGGUGGUCUCUUUAAAGGAUCAGACGCUGAGCUACACUGGAACCCCAUUCCUACAAGUCCUGUGAACAUGAGUCCAGCAUGUUGUCAGUUGAUUUUUGUUAAAGAUUUUGCUGUUACUUCAAAUGUCUGUCGUUAAUGCUGUUUGACUUGUUCUUCAGUCACUUUUGAAUAUCUUGUGGAACAAGGAAGCCACCCGUUGUUUGGUUUCAUUAAUCUCCUGCGGUCAAAGUCCUGCUUCCCCCCCCCACCCCACCCCUUCUGGCAAGCUGCGGCCCAGCCUCGGCCGGGUCAGAGGUCAGGGUGUCCACCCAGAGGUGUUGUGAGCAGCGUCUUCUUGUCCGGCUCAUCGGGGCAGACGCACUUGGGGACGGCCUUCCUGUCCCAGCUCAGUCUUCUCCAAAGGGCCCGAGUGGGUUUCCUGCGAGCCUGGUCCACAUGUCAGAAGAUGUGGGCUGGUGGCUGACAGAGGACAUGUCCCUGUUGAACGUCACCAAGUCUGGUACAUUACUCUCAUUGUCCCUGCUGAAGUGCCCGUGAGCAAAGUGUCAGAGAGCUCUCUGUUACCCGUCUGUCUCUGAGAGUCAUUCUCUGGAAUCUGACGAUGGAGCUGAAAGAGGGAUGUUUGUUUUUGUUUCUUUCUCCUUCAGGAAGUAAAUGUUUUCAGAAAUACUGUGGCAGCUCUACAUGAACCCUUCUCACAAACCAAGUACACGUCUAAGAUCUGCUUCCAGUAAACGUUGACUUGGAAUGUGGUCUGUCCUUGUAAUCCUGAGCUGAUAUGUUGUACAAAGUGAUGAGGUCAAGAGAUGUUUCCAGAAUGAGGUCAUGUAAAGUGUUGUAAUUAUUGUAAGUUAUUGUGCCAUUUUUUAAUUUAAACGGAAAGUGUUUGUUUCUGCCCAGCUGUCCUGUAACAAACGUCAAGUCCAACCAACCACAGCACGUUUUAUGUACUUGUACACCCACUGAACUUGCUUCAUGGCUUAUUUUUUACUUUUGUGUGUGUACAACAAUCUGUAUUGGACAGUGGAAUUGUCCGUGGCCACUACUGGUAUCAGUCCUAUUAAAUAUUGACCAAAUAUUAAAACCCUGUCAAGAAGUGAGCAGUCUGGACAAGGUUCUGGAGCCCUCGAGCCAAGGUGUGUGUUGUCUCCAUGUAGGAGGGAUCCGUUUGUGGUGGAAGUUCAGUAUGCCAACGUAGACUACAUGGUUUGUUAGGCAGCUUUAGGAUGGUCACUGUGUUUUUUCCUUUUAUAACAAUAAAACUUGUUCACCCACACAA
Molecule: messenger RNA, 6015 nt
Organism: Lampris incognitus (smalleye Pacific opah)
Lineage: Eukaryota; Metazoa; Chordata; Actinopteri; Lampriformes; Lampridae
Product: zinc transporter ZIP10-like
Exons: 13
Coding region: 300-3941 (1213 amino acids)
Biological process (GO): intracellular zinc ion homeostasis; zinc ion import across plasma membrane
Cellular component (GO): membrane
Molecular function (GO): zinc ion transmembrane transporter activity
Source: RefSeq, a predicted model, not a curated record